Messenger RNA from Pseudophryne corroboree (corroboree frog), 2238 nucleotides. RefSeq names its product zinc finger protein 276 (gene ZNF276). The coding region runs from base 120 to 1922 and encodes 600 amino acids. Gene Ontology annotation, biological process: regulation of transcription by RNA polymerase II. Gene Ontology annotation, molecular function: zinc ion binding; RNA polymerase II cis-regulatory region sequence-specific DNA binding; chromatin insulator sequence binding. The transcript has 11 exons. Lineage: Eukaryota; Metazoa; Chordata; Amphibia; Anura; Myobatrachidae. Gene Ontology annotation, cellular component: kinetochore; chromosome; nucleus. The record is from RefSeq and is a predicted model, not a curated record.
CGGCCGCUAGGGGGAGACAUGUCCGCCAGCCCUGCUCCCAUUACCGCCGCUGCUGCUGAGCUCAGGCCUCGGGCUGAAUGGCGGCUUCCAGGCUCCCGCUGGGGGGGUGAGGCCGCGGGAUGAAGCGGGACAGGCGCGGCCAGAGCACGGCCUGUCACCGUAAGACCUCCCGGAGCGUCCCCAAGGAGGUGGUCGCUGCCCUGAAGCCGCCGCCGACCUUGGAGCCGGCAGCAGGUAUUGGAAGGCCCUUAAGCACUGGUUACUGCCGGCUGUGCCAUGGGAAAUUCUCCUCCCGCAGCCUGCGCCAGGCCUUUGGUAAGGUACCGGUUACCUGUCGGAGCUCGGAGAAGCAGAGACGUACGGACCAGGUUUUCUUUGCCGACUUUCAUCAGCUGGUUGGAGUGUCGGUCCGCCAGGAUCCCAGGCUGCCCCAGUUUGUGUGCAAGGACUGCCACACCCAGUUCUACAAGUGUCGCAGCGUGCUAAGGACCUUCAUCCAAAGAGUCAACAUCUCUCCAACCACUCCUCACAGCAACAUGAUGGGAACGCACAGUCCUGAAGGUGUCACCACAGGUCCGUGUUCAGAUCUGAUCACCUCCAGCCCUGAAUGCCUACAUAGCCUGGUAAGCUGGACCCAUAGCCACGCUGGCGGCUGCUCAUCCGUACCCAGCUUGCAGCGGGUGCUAUCCAGGCAGUACUGUGGCAUCAUUCAGGCAGUGUGGGGAUGUGGUCAAGGGCAUGACUACGUUAUGGAAACAGACUCUGACUGCACCACUCCUGAUGCCCAGCGAGAUGCAGACCCUCCAAAGGUGCCCAGUGGUAACGGGAUCCACACAGUCAGCACAGAUACGGACAUCCUUCCCUUGGAAUGCAGCCUACCAGACACAAUGGACGCCGCCACAACUUCUGUUCCUGAUAUCGGCAGGGCAGGUGAUCCUCCUGCCCGGAGCAGUUCACCGGAUCAGCUCCUGGAGUCUGCAGCGCCGCUGUGUCCUGAGCCGGACUCCGUACAUGCAGCAAGUGGCCGAGCAUCUCCCACCUGUACUGAUCUCGGGAAGACGACGGGCAACGAGCUGCUAUCACAGGAGACGCACUGUCACAGGAGACGCGCAGCAAGUGGCCGAGCAUCUCCCACCAGUACUGAUCUCAGGAAGGCGGAGGGCAACGAGCUGUCAGACGGUGAUUCCCAGAGCAGAGAUGACGGGGAGGAGAGGGGAGACCUGCUGUCCUCAGACGACUCCUUUGAACCCUACCCAGAAAAGAGCAGGAUUCCUCUCAGAAGGAGCACCCCUAGAGGGGGCAGGAAGGCACAAGAGCCACGGGAGAGGAAGAAGCCGGGCCCCAAACCAGGCUGGAAGAAGAUUAAACGAGAACGGGAGGAACUGCCUACAAUAUACAAGUGUCCUUACCAGGGCUGCACUGCAGUCUACCGCGGCGCAGACGGCAUGAAGAAACACAUUAAGGAGCAUCACGAGGAAGUGCGAGAACGUCCCUGUCCACAUCCCGGCUGCAACAAGGUGUUCAUGAUAGACCGGUACCUGCAGCGGCACGUCAAGCUCAUCCACACAGAGGAGAGGAAUUACAUCUGCGACCAGUGCGGACAGGCCUUCAAGCAGCGGAAACACUUAUCUGUGCAUCAGAUGAGACACUCAGGAGCUAAACCCUUACAAUGUGAAGUGUGUGGUUUCCAGUGCAGACAGAGAGCGUCACUGAAGUACCACAUGACCAAGCACAAGGCCGAGGCAGAUCUGGAAUUUGCGUGUGACCAGUGCGGGAAAAGAUUUGAGAAGGCGCACAACCUCAAUGUGCACAUGUCCAUGGUACAUCCACUCACCCAAAGCCCGGCCAAGCCUCCGGAAACUGAACCUGACAUCCCCUCAGGGACUAUGGAAACAGUAAAGCCACAACAACUCCACAGCUGAGGACUAUGUGGAUAAAUGGAAAAAGAAGUAGAACUUGACACUUUUUAUAUUGUUUUUAACAGAUUUUACUGUACAGGGCAUAGAGUGCAUCCACCACUUGCGUUGUUGCACAGAGAACAUAGAGCAGAGCGCACCCUUCCCGGCUUCAGGCCAUUGGGUGUCCUUUGCUGUUUAGCGGAAGUGUAGCCCCAGAAACACUUUGCUGCAGAGCAGCGCUGGCGUCUCUUCUGGGGGCUUAAGGGUCUCUUACCAUUCUAACAUAACCACCGGUAGAUAAUUUAUGAUAACGAUUUGAAUAAAUUAUUUACACAAUAAA